This is a messenger RNA of Drosophila subobscura, 2356 nucleotides long. RefSeq names its product pneumococcal serine-rich repeat protein-like. NCBI's taxonomy places the organism in Eukaryota, Metazoa, Arthropoda, Insecta, Diptera, Drosophilidae. Bases 657 to 2213 code for a protein of 518 amino acids. The record is from RefSeq and is a predicted model, not a curated record. The transcript has 6 exons.
GGGGUGGCUGUGUGGCGCAGGCUGUGAGAUUGCACUGCGGAUGCAUUUCAUUUGGAAGGUGGGCCGACACAGACAAUACGGAGGGUCUACGGAGUGCGUUGGCCCGUUUACGCAGCAGAACGGGCCCCACAGCUCCCACACAACAACCCACACCGCCCACCUCUCCCCUGCCCAACAACAGCAACACCAACAACGUCAACUCCAGCAGCAGCUACAGCAGCAGCUACAGAUACACCAAUCCAACAGCAGCAGCAGCCAAUUCCUCCUCGUCAUCGCCCACAAACUCAGCUGCUGGUGUCUUGCCGCAUUCUAACGCGGUUCUGGCAUCAAAGUCAACGGCAGCAGCAGCAGCAGCAACAGCAACGGCAACGGGACAGGCAAGGGCACGCGAAGGAGGUGCUGGUGCUGGUGUUGUAACGGGAACUGGAACGGGAACGGGAACUGGAACCGCAGCAGCUAGAACAGGAGCCAGAACAGGAGCUGCUCCUACGACAGAUGGCAACCGCAUCAAUGGCAUCGUGCAGAAUCCUGACCGCUAUGUGCCCGGCUCUCCCAUCUUUCGCGACAGCAGUCCAGCGCGCGCCGCCACCUCAGCCUCGGGGGCGCCUAUAACAGCUGCACCAGCCCCAGCCACGUCCAGGAGGAGCUCCAAAGCCAUGACGGCGUCUGUAACAAAUGCAGCACAGGGAAGCAGCAGCAGAGGCAGCAGCAUCAACACCAACAAUUCCAUUGCCAGCAAAUCCCGACCGCCCGCCUGCUACAUGAGCACACGAUCCGCUGCCAUGAUGGCGCUGGCACUGGGCCAAACAUCCUCCAGUGGCAGCUCCAACGUCCAACGCUCCUCCACGCCCGUCCACACCCAAAGCGCCGCCAGUCCGAACGCUUCGCCGCGUCCCAGCCACAGGAACGUGCCGUCUGUCGUCGCUUCACCCACCAGCGAUGCGUCCCGGUCGAAGCCAUCAACACCAACGGCCACGCGGGCAGCAGUCGUGGCAGCGCUGAAUGGUGGUGGGAUCUUCUCGGGCGGCAGCAACUCCAGCGGCUCGGACAAUGAUGGCUUCAGCACUUCGGGCUCAUCAACGGCCACGGCGCUGCGGCGGCUGUACUUUAAGAGCGGUCGCAGCAUCAAGAACAAGAUUAACGCCUCGACAACAUCCUCGUCGGCGACGCCACUGAACGGCCUGCCGCUGAAUCCCGUGUCCAGCGCCUACCACAAUUCCGUGAGUGGAAUGCACAGCAUGGCCGUGGCAGGUGGUGGAGUGCCCAAGCUGGUUGUAAUGGGCACAUCGUCAGCCUCCAUACCGGACACCAACAUCAACACAUCCACGGACUCGGCCUCCACGCUCAUCACGAACGUCACCCACACGGACACCUCGGAGACGUGCGAUUCUUUGGACUUGGGCGACAACUCGGGUCCCAGCGAGCCGCUAUUCAGUUCACUGGAGGAGCCGCUGCUCACCGCCAUUCAAAUCGACUCUGAGCACGAGACGAGCGGCAGCUGUGGACGCGGCAGCGGCGGCGGCGUUGGCACUGAACUGGAACUAACGAGCUGCUCACGCUAUCCGCCCAGGCCCGACAUGAAUCUGCAGGACAGCACGGAGAGCCAGGAAUCCUGUUUAUCCAUAUUGACGGCUGAGCAGUCGUCCACCACUCCACUGCUCUCGUCACAGCGACGCCAACCGGCUGGUGGCCAUUCGCCUGGGAGCCGCAGGGAGGAGCGACAGCCGAGCAGCCGUAGGGAGCCCAGCACGGCGCCACCGCCGACACGAGUGCGGGACCACUUCACCUUCGAUCCCCGCUGUCACCCAAGUCGGCGCGCAGCAGCGAAAAGGCUCGCAGUCAUUUCACAUUCAAGGACGAGCCCCAGGCGCAGGCAGAGCCGCGGCGUGGCUACAACUCGUACUACGCGGGGCCAGCUAAUGGAGGAGGAGCAGCAGCAGGCAAGGGAGCAGAGGGAGUACCCAGUGCUGGUGGGGGACGCACCGUGCCCGCCAGCGAGGGCGAUGGCGAUGAGGAGGAUGACGAACGGGGCAGCGGGGCAAGUGCCGCCGGCAAUCGGAACAAGAAGCUGCGUCCCAGGGAGCGUGACCCAAAUGCAAAUGACGCCUCUCGCACAUACAUAUCGCCCGGAGUAUCGCCAUCGAACAGCCGGCGCAACAGCCCCAAGCGGGAGAAGAAGCGAACGACACCCUCCGCCUCGACGGGGGCCAUAGCCAAGGUCAGCUCGGCGCCGCCCACCAUGAAGGAUGGCCAUUUUUUCAGCUCUUCCGGCAAGCAACGGCAGACUCCCCAGCAGCUGUCGCCCUCAGCCACGGUGAGUGCCGCCCAGCAGCGAAAAUACUCCUCGAGCUCGUCC